Messenger RNA from Petromyzon marinus (sea lamprey), 2957 nucleotides. Its product is annotated as spondin-1-like. The record is from RefSeq and is a predicted model, not a curated record. Gene Ontology annotation, biological process: cell adhesion. Gene Ontology annotation, cellular component: extracellular matrix. NCBI's taxonomy places the organism in Eukaryota, Metazoa, Chordata, Hyperoartia, Petromyzontiformes, Petromyzontidae.
GCUGGGGGGGGGGGGGUCACGUGCUGGGGAGCGGCGGCCUCGCGCUCCAUCUCCCCUCCGUUCACGUGCGGCGGCCGCCGUCGAGGCUCGCACUCUGCGAGAGAGGCCGAGUGAAAUGCCGCUGGGCACGGCGCUGCUGCCUCUGCUGCUGCUGCCGGCUCUGCUGUGGGCGCUGGGCGGGGUGGGGCGCGCGCGCGGUGACGGCGGUGGCCAGUGCCGCGCUGGGCCCGCGCGCUACGCCCUCGCGUUCCACGCCGAGUGGAACGCGCGAACCUUCCCCAAGCAAUACCCGCUCACCCGGCCGCCUGCGCAGUGGUCUCCGCUGAUCGGUGUAGUCCACAGCAGCACGUUCAGCCUGUGGUCCGAGGGCGCCUUCUCGUCGCCAGCCUUCAAGACGUUUGUGGAGCAAGGAGACUACAGACUCGUGCGCAGCCAAGUGGAGGCCUUGAGGAGCAGGGCAGACUCUGGUUCUGCUGGUGCGGGUACCUCUGCAGGAUCCAGCCCUGUGCUCAACUGGUUCUCCAUUCCUGCGCUGCGAACUGGAGUGGGGAAUUCCACCACGACUUUCCAUAUCGAUGCCCAACAUCCCAUGGUGUCCAUAGUUGUACGUCUCAUCCCGAGUCCGGACUGGUUUGUGGGAGUCAGCUCUCUCGACCUGUGCUCCAAUGCCGGAGGCUGGGCACCGUUGGUGAGCCACGAUCUCCAGCCGUGGGACGGUGGCACGGACAGUGGCUUCGCGUUCUCGUCGCCCAACUACGCGAGCGAGCCGCAGGAGCCCAUCUCGCUCAUCACGGCGCAGAGGCCGUCGCAUCCCGCUAACUCCUUCUAUUACCCGCGCCUCCAAGCGCUGCCCAGGAUCGGCUUCCUCGAGUUCCACCUUCAACCUGCAGACCACGAUUCAAAGGACUCGACGUCAGACUUGCAGAAACAGGAACAGAAUGAAAACGGGACGAUGGACGAGAUGACUCCAAAUGAAAACUCAAUACAACCAAACUCCAGCAAGCAUCCUCACGGCAUCGCCAGCCAACUCUUCAACGCUAUCAAGACCGUCAUCCAAAAUUCGGGCCAGAGAGAGGAGGCUGCUGGAACUCCCCUGGACUGCGAAGUGUCGGACUGGGCGGCUUGGGGGUUCUGCAGCCGGACGUGCGGUAUAGGGGUCAAGCGCAGCACGCGUUUCGUCAUUCAGACGCCUGCCAACGGUGGCCGACCCUGCCCCGAGUUGCACAUGGAGGAGUCGUGCGUGGAUCGUGCCUGUGCUUCGGUCACCCACAACCCUGUGACCUGUGCAGGGGGUCGUGCGUGCGUUGAGACCGCUACGGUGGCAGAUACAGGCGACUCAUCGGUUGCCUCUGCUGCAAUUGAAACGGCGGAGCCCGAGAGCGCGAAUACACCUAACAGUACGGCCCCAGUGCUUGGAAACAGAGAGAUGGCCACUACUGAUAUGAAGCCAACGUCGUCAUCUGCGAUGGCUGCGGAAAAAAAAACUGCCUAUGUGCCCAGACCUGAGAAGACCACGCAUUCAGCGGGCACUAAUUUGAGGAUUCCUGUUUUACAAACUCAAAGGCCACAUGUAGAUUUUGACCACGGCUUCAGAAUCGAUCUUGAACCAACACAGGGGGAGCCCACAAGGCCAUCAGUAGUUUGGUCCACACUCACUUCGGAAACGAAGAUUUCCGACCCUGACGAUGACCCAGAGCUGCAGCAGUCGCUUCGGCUGAGCCCUUCAGCGUUCACAGCGAUGCCCGCGCCGAAUGUCAAACCCCCGCCGAGGAGACCGGCAGAAGCGAGCGCCCGGGGGGCCGCCGUCGCAAAGCGCGCCAAGGCGGCGGACGGGGAUAGAGACGCGGACGGGGUCCCGGCGGGGAGCAAGGGGGACUGUGCCGUAUCUCCGCUGUCUCCCGCGGGGCCCUGCAGCCGCUCCUGCGGCUUCGGUCUCCAGCGGAUGUCCCGCACGGUCCUGCGGCCAUCGAGAGGGGGCGGCCGGCCCUGCCCCGAGCUCUUUGCGUACGACGUGUGUCUCGUUAGAGUCUGCUAAGGCCCUGUGAAUCGGCAGUGCCGGCUGCGAGCCACGACAUCCCUGCCAGGAGUUUGGUACCAACACUGAGAAAGUCGCUAGCUCGUGCACAACCCGGAAUGUUUUAAAGUAUAUGACCAAAGCUGACACGGGUGGUUGAGCAGUAGAGCGAGUGGUCCGCAGCAGUCAGGAAGGUUGCGAGUUCAACUCCUGGUUAUGGGUUAAUUUGGCCCAUCUUUCCCUCCGGGGUCGAUAAAGCGAGUACCACUUUAAGGGGGAAGUCAACAGUGGUUGCCCUAUGGAUAGACUCGACUCUGCCAUAGGAUUGUAGAAUGUCCACUGCUGGCUUAUUUGAGCAGGAACUCACUUUGUAACUUUUCUGUGAAAUAAGCUUUUCAGGAUAAUUACAGCAAGAUGCAGUACAUUUAUAUUUUAACCGAAAGGCUUGAAACAGCUGUUGUUAAUAUUCUUGGUUCUUUCGGUAAAGUCACCUGAUGAUGAUUGCUUGUGUUGAGUCGAAACGUCGUGAGAAUUGUAUUUUAUAUUGUUCUUUAUUGUUUCCCUUCUACGUGACUUUACCGAAAGAACCAAGAAUAUGAAUCCCUGCAGUCACGAAAGCUUUAAAUCAGCUUUUCUUUAGUUGAAAGUUACUUUUUUCAAGGCCGUUUACACUUCUUUGCGGAGCACAAGCACUACACGUAACUACUUCAGUGUUUUUGUGCAUCCAUGCGAAUAAGUGCUCAUGUAUUGUGUUUCAGAGCGUGUUUGUCUAAUUCUGAUGACUCGUUAACCUGCAGCGAGUAAAGAGCAACAUUCAAUGUGCACUUUAAUUCUUCUAUUGUAAUAACUGUAUUGUCAAAUCCCGUUCAUUUAUGGACUCUCAAAUUUACAUGUAUCCAAUGUGAUUUUCAAAUAAUCAACAAUUAUACUUGAAGUUGUGCUU